CCUGGACUCGACUCGCAUUCAUGCUUCUCGAAUUGAGCUCAAAAAUAGGCUUCACAAACACGUUUCCAGACUUAGCCAUUUCUAGGCAGUUUCCCAGUUUUGGCAUAGCCUUUUGAUGAGGUUCAAAAAUGGUCUUCUGGACUUCCUAUCGAGCUCUCAAUCACUUCAAUAUGUAGAGGGACACUCCAGCUUCAAAACAAGUCCUUAGUCUUCAAUUUCCAUCUAGCCAAUUGUAUGAUAUGAAUAUCCAAAGUAGGCACCAUGAACUGUUUUUACACUGAAACAACAUAUUAGGUCGACCGGAUCCUAUAUGAGGUCGACCGAAUCCUAAAUGAGGUCGACCGGAUCCUAUAUGAGGUCGACCGAAUUCUAUGUGAGGUCGACCUAAUCCUAACUGAGGUCGACCGGAAAGUGCAAGUCACCGUGACAUGCAUGUCACCGUAGGCACACCCUAAAGGUUGAUAUGAUUAUAUUGUUAUUUUAGAGUUUUUUAGUAUCUGGUUCUCUCCGUCUGCGCAAAUCUUUAGUUUCAUUGAUUCUAUCUCCAGUGACCAGUGUGGUUAAACAAAGAUUAACAAAUUGGAUAAUUUUGGUUUAGAUCUAUCCUAAAGAAUGUGGAAUUGUGGAUCAUCCUUUGUUUGACAAAGCAGAAUGAGGUCAAAUUUCACUAAAUUUCAUCCUAUACACAAACCCCUGGCGCGUAAGAGUCGUAAUAGAGAAAGCCCAAAUUAUAAAAAUACACCAGGCCUGGCUCGGCUUAGAGAAAGCACAAACGUAAAGCGAUAUAGACAUUGGAUAUGCAAUUUGGUGUCCAGUCCAGCCCAUGGAGAACUUCCUCUUUCCAGCCAUCCGGACCUAUAAAUAGCAGGCAAGAAUUGGCGGGAGAGGGCAGAAACCAGUGUCAGUCACUAAUUCUUACUCCACUUCGAAAAUUCGAAAAUGGAGAACUCGGGAGAAAAAGCUCAGCCGUGCUGGCGCAAGCAAGUGGACGACAACCUCAAGCGCCUUCACUCCCUCCAAUUCGGCGCCGAUCAGGCACUGGAGAAGGGCGAUUCCUCCACCGCCUACGUGCUCGGUCUCCGCCUCCUCGGCUUCCUCGACUCGCACUCUCUCACCGACGUCGACGAAGCUCUUACUCGCCCCAUCCGCCGCGAAGCCCUCUCCAAGCUCGACGCCGCUCGCCGAGCUUUCGUUCCUGAAUCCGACCGGCGAGCGUUUGAGCGAGCAGAUACAGCUCCUGGAAAAGUAUUUGGCAAGAAGAUUGACAUUGACGUAGAGAAGAUUAAGAAGUCGAAAUACUUCCGAGCUCUUGUUCAACAACAGAACAUCAAGCAUCCAUCAGAUCUGGGAAACCAGCUGGAUAAGCAGCAAAACCCCAGCUGCAAGCCUGCAAAAGUUUCAGGGCAGGCUAAGUUAACAUCACUGUAUGGGAAUAAUGUCACAAAGGCCUAUGGCCGCUUACAACGAGGUUCUUCUGUUCCCAAAAGUAACUCGAAUGUGGAUUGCAUGAUAGUGAAAACUACCCAGUAUACUAAUCCUAGAAGUAAUGGUGGUCAGUCAAACUAUGGGAAAGCUGACGAGAGAGAAAAGGGUUAUGGAAAUUCAACGGGGUCUAAGCGUUCGUUCAUGGAGAUUAAUAGCCCUAGAAAUGACAUUCCAAAGUCGCCAUCAUGUGAUGAGGAUUCAAAUGUGGAUGGUUCUAGCAAGGGAUUUGUAACUGCAAGGGCAAAGCUGGAAAUGGAUGCAAGGCAAAAGCAAGGGUUGACAGGAUCACCAAGUGCAUCCUUCUCCCCACAGAGCAACGUCAUGAACCGAGGUUAUGGUGCACGAUCUUAUGGGCAUUCAAACCGUGGAAUCCGUGGAAAUUUUGUUCCUCCAAUUAAAUCAAAUGGGGGAUAUAAUCCUGGAAAUGUGAUUGGACUUCAAGGAAAGAACGAUGACUCAACAAGGAGAUGUAUGGAAUUGCUAUGUGGUCCAGAUGGCGAGCUUCCUGAAAAGUUGAGGAACUUGGAACCAAGUCUUAUUGAGCAUGUCAGCAAUGAAAUUAUGGAGAGGGAUCCUAAUGUUCGGUGGGAUGAUAUUGCUGGAUUGGAUCAUGCUAAAAAGUGUGUUACUGAAAUGGUGAUUUGGCCACUGCUGCGACCUGACAUAUUUAAAGGCUGUCGCUCUCCAGGAAGAGGUCUUCUUCUAUUCGGUCCACCGGGGACUGGGAAGACAAUGAUUGGGAAAGCCAUAGCUGGGGAGGCAAAAGCAACUUUUUUCUCCAUAUCCGCCAGUUCUUUAACCAGCAAAUGGCUUGGCGAGGGUGAAAAGCUGGUGAGGGCCCUAUUUGGUGUUGCCUCUUGUCGUCAGCCAGCUGUAAUUUUUGUCGAUGAGAUAGAUUCACUUUUGUCCCAGCGCAAGUCUGAAGGUGAACACGAAGCUAGUAGACGUCUGAAAACGCAGUUUCUUAUCGAGAUGGAAGGAUUUGACAGUGGUAACGAGCAGAUUCUGCUGAUAGGGGCAACAAAUCGGCCUCAUGAACUGGAUGAAGCAGCAAGGAGGCGACUCACGAAAAGACUCUACAUCCCCUUACCGUCAUCAGAAGCAAGAGCCUGGAUAGUACGUAACCUAUUACAGAAAGAUGGAUUGUUCAAGCUGUCACAGGAAGAAAUGGACACCAUCUGCAAUCUCACUGAAGGAUACUCGGGUUCAGACAUGAAAAAUUUAGUGAAAGAUGCAUCAAUGGGGCCCCUUAGGGAAGCUCUUAAACAAGGAAUAGAAAUUACUAAGCUGCAAAAGGAGGACUUGCGGCCCGUUACUCUUCAGGACUUUGAAAAUGCAUUACAAGAAGUAAGGCCCUCUGUUUCACUGAAUGAGUUGGGCGUCUACGAGACAUGGAAUAAACAAUUUGGAAGCUUAGCCCUGUAAUUCAGGUACGCUUCCUUCAUCCAAGUGCCCUCCCCAUCGGAGUGUGAUUAACUCAAGCAGUCUUACCAGCCGAUUGGACUGUAAAAACCACCUAUAAUCAUUUAGACUGCAUAACACACAAAUAUUAUGAAAUUUUUACUCUUAGUUAAGUUAGUAGUAGUCUUAUUAUUAGUUUCUUUUUCAUCCCACAUUUUCCAAAUUGUAUUUGGAUGAUUUAGAAUUUAGAAUGAUAAAAGACUUAUUCAGGAAAAAGUUAUGGCACUUGAAGUUGAAUGAUUGAGAUAAAGCUGGUGGGCUUUGUCCUUUCAUACUAGAAUACGAAAAAGUUGAGUUUGAUCGAAAGUGCCUUUUCAUUUUAAAGAGGUUACUAAAUUCUUUUAAAUUGCUAACAGAGUAUUAUAUAAACAUGAAUGUUGAGUAUUGCGUAUAUAUUUUAGUCUUCUACAUAUAUUAUUAUUAUGGUCGAUUCCUCUUAUAAGAUUGUCUUUGAUGCUGAUAUAUCAGGUAGUGUUGGAAAUAUUAUCUUUCUUUUCAAUUAGUCUGCUUUUUAGAUUUUAUCUCCCUUCAAAUUUUCAUGAUCCUAACGAGAUUAAAAUUGUAAAGAGAAGAUCUAAUUUUCACGCUAUUAAUAUAUUUGAAUAAAUUUUUUAAUCAAUACACUAAAACCAAAUAAACGACGGUACAAAAAUGUAUUUGGUAUUGAUGACUAAACUGUCAUGGACUAGCAUAUAUGAAUAAAAUUGUGACCUUCAUAAUUAUGAAGAUCGUUUGUGCCCAGAUCAAGGACUGAUCUUAGUUUGGACAAGACCGGAUCAAUAACUUUGAAGAGAUGUGAUCUGAUGGACCAUGUCCACGCCCACGUUUAUUUUUUAAUCUAACCACGAGUCUUGUUUUCGAGUUCUGGAGUUGGGACAGUAUGUAGGGCACUGAAUAAACAAAUAAACAAAGACUGACUUGACUGAGACUGUUUCUCCCCAGAAGUUUCCUCGUGUUUGUUUGGCCAUUAAAGCACCAAUUUGCUCCUCCAAUCCCAUGUGAGGCAAUAAUAAUAAGUCACCUAGGCUAUGUCCCAAAGCAUGCAUCUUCUCCUUUCAUUUCUCGACCCAAUAAAUUUUAGAUCACCGUCUAGGCUUUUCAUCAUUGAUAACAUUGUUUAUGGUUGGUAUACAUGAUUUGAUUUAGUUCAAAAUCUUACAUAUAGAAAUGGAUAUCAAUCGGGUCGUAAAUAAAAAAAUAUUUGGUGAAAUUAUUCAAAAUUAGAUCGACAAGACAUUUGACUCAUUUCAAUUUUAUCUAACUUUCAUUCAAUUAGAUUUAAAUGUAAACUCAUAAAACACAACAAAAGUUAGGAACAAUG
Molecule: messenger RNA, 4267 nt
Organism: Linum trigynum
Lineage: Eukaryota; Viridiplantae; Streptophyta; Magnoliopsida; Malpighiales; Linaceae
Source: the annotation of a GenBank genome assembly